This is a messenger RNA of Heterobasidion irregulare TC 32-1, 2240 nucleotides long. RefSeq lists its product as uncharacterized. Gene Ontology annotation, molecular function: clathrin binding. The transcript is spliced from 10 exons. Gene Ontology annotation, biological process: vesicle-mediated transport; intracellular protein transport. The record is from RefSeq and is a predicted model, not a curated record. Gene Ontology annotation, cellular component: membrane coat. Lineage: Eukaryota; Fungi; Basidiomycota; Agaricomycetes; Russulales; Bondarzewiaceae. The coding region runs from base 30 to 2195 and encodes 721 amino acids.
CUUUCAUCUUUGCACAUUCGACGGCACUCAUGAGCGGUCAAGGUCAAGAUGCGAAGUUCUUCCAGCGUGGAAAGAUCCAGGAGUUCCGUGCCGAGCUGCAGGCGGCGGAGACGAAGGACAAGAAGUUCACGAAGAGAAAGACCGUCUUGAAGAAGAUUGUGGCCAAUAUCACAAUGGGCAAUGAUAUGUCUCCAUUGUUCACGGAUGUAGUUCAAUGUCUGGGUACACCAUUGUUAGAGAUUAAGAAGAUGGUCUAUCUGUUCUUGAUCUAUUAUGGCCGGGCCAAGGCCGAUCAAAUACAGCUCGUCAUUCCGAGCUUCCUUCAGGACUGUAAUGAUCGCAAUCCCCUCAUCAGGGCUCUAGCUAUCCGCACCAUGUCAUACAUUCCAAUACCUGUCGUGACGGAGGCUCUAACGGACACUCUUCGUCAUCACCUUAAAGACAAGGACCCUUACGUCCGGAAAACCGCUGCGAUCUGUGUUGCAAAGCUGUAUGCCGCUGAUCCUCGAAAAGCGGAAAAAGGCGGGUUUGUCGAGUUGCUCAGAGACUUGAUGGUGGACAGCAAUGCCACGGUUGUCUCUAAUGCAAUCGCUGCUCUCUCCGAAAUUGGAGACAGACAAGACGGAGUCGUUUUCAAACUGAAUCUGACUAUAGCAAGCAAACUGGUUUCUGCUCUGAGCGAAAGUUCAGAAUGGGGCCAGAUUUAUAUCCUAGACUCUCUGCUCCGCUUUGUUCCUCAGACACACGCAGAUGCGGAGCUUCUUGCUGAGCGGGUCAUCGUCCAACUUCAGCAUGCUAACUCGGCUGUCGUCCUUACGACUAUCAAGCUCCUCCUUUACCUGAUGAAUUAUAUGGAAAGCCGUCGCUUAAUAGAUCAUAUUUGUAAGAAGAUGGGGCCACCACUCGUGACAAUGUUGUCCUCGGGGCCAGAAGUGCAAUACGUCGCUUUGCGAAACAUUCUACUGAUUAUCCAGCGAAGACCUUCAGUUCUGAAGAACGACGUCAAGGUGUUCUUCUGCAAAUACAACGAUCCAAUAUAUGUCAAACUUGCAAAGUUGGAGAUCAUGUACCGGCUAGCACGAGAAGAAAAUGCUAACGAGGUCUUGGCCGAGCUGGAAGAGUAUGCAUCAGAAGUGGACGUUGACUUCGUGCGCAAAGCUGUCCGUUCCGUCGGUCGUCUGGCUAUCAAAGUCGAAGCAGCGGCAGACGCGUGCAUUCGUUCUCUCCUUAGCGUCAUCGACACCAAGGUGAACUACGUAGUCCAAGAGGCUGUGAUCGUCAUCAAGGAUAUUUUUAGACGCUAUCCGGGCAAAUACGAAGGCAUCAUUCCCACCUUGUGCGAGAAUUUGGACGUCCUCGACGAGCCUGAAGCCAAAGCUGCUAUGAUAUGGAUCAUUGGACAAUUUGCAAAUCGAAUCGAUAAUGCUGACGAGCUGAUGGACGAUCUGACAUACAACUUCCUCGAGGAGCCAGUCGAGGUUCAAUUAGCACUGAUCACAGCGGCAGUCAAACUCUUUAUUUACAAGUCAUCCUCAGAUACAGUGAAAGCGCUCGUACACAAAGUUUUGAAAUGGACGACUGAGGAGAUUGACAACCCUGACCUUCGAGAUCGUGGAUUCAUGUACUGGCGCCUGCUUGCCAUCAAUCCUGCGGUCGCGGGAGAAAUCGUCUUGGCCGAAAAGCCCGCGAUUACGACAGAUUCUGACCGGAUGGACCGCGGAGCUCUUGACCAGCUCUUGCUUCACACGGGCACUCUGGGCAGUAUAUAUCACAAGAACCCUGAGACCUUUAUCCGAGGCGCGGCGGGCAAGGCUUUGACUGACAGUCCUGCGCUCAAUGAACAUUCAAGACAGGUCCUCGUUACCGUGCAACGGGCACGCCUCCCGGCAGGUCCUAUAGUCGUACAGGGCCCGGGACCAAUAGAGCCCCAGAAGCAGUCAGCAUCAUCGUCUGUGCUCGUCGAUACUUCCAAGCCUCCUCCGCCAUUACCGACUGAGUCGAAUGAUCUACUCGAUGUGGAUGCCAGUAGCGAAGGAGACGGCGAGGGCGAGGAGGCAGGGCUGCGGAGCGGGGUCUCAGAACCUCCAACAGGUCCUGCAGAUCCGUAUGCCAGUCUGGAUAGCGCGUUUGGAGGCUACGUCGCAGACGGCCCAAAGCCGAUGUCGAGUAGGCAGGAGGACGAUCUGUUGUUCUGAUAAACACUCAUGAUGCUUUCGAAAUUAUUGUACUAAAUUCCUUUC